Molecule: messenger RNA, 3005 nt
Organism: Pomacea canaliculata
Lineage: Eukaryota; Metazoa; Mollusca; Gastropoda; Architaenioglossa; Ampullariidae
Product: histamine H2 receptor-like
Exons: 3
Coding region: 753-2045 (430 amino acids)
Biological process (GO): G protein-coupled receptor signaling pathway, coupled to cyclic nucleotide second messenger; chemical synaptic transmission
Cellular component (GO): membrane; dendrite
Molecular function (GO): G protein-coupled serotonin receptor activity; neurotransmitter receptor activity
Source: RefSeq, a predicted model, not a curated record
AAGUAAUUUAUUCCCAUUCUACUUUAUCUUUUUAGUUACGGUUACUUACAACACUAACGGUGGAGACGAGGAGCGGAGAUUGAUGAAGACGGUGCUAAGUAAAAGUCGAUGAAAAUUUUAACUCAUCAGAGAUGCCCACCAGUCAUGGUCCUGUGCUGUCCACUCAGCCCUCGGCGAGAACGGGAUCUGCCACGCCCACUUCCCUUUGAAGUGUCCCGCAUGUGAUCAGUGGCGCCGCCACGCUCCGUUCUGCCAUAUCUCCAUGCUGGGUUUCCAAGGAGACAAGUAGCAGCACUUCACCAGGGGUUUCAGCCCGUGCUACUUUAAAAAACAAAUUACCUUCGAUCGACCACCGUGAAGGGCAUUAUCGCCUACCACAGCUUGCAGGCUGAUGUGAUAGAAAUUGGUUGGCCGCCACUGCUUCCAGUUGGCUGCACACACAGGUACACGGCGGUGCACAGGUGAGAGGCAGGACACAGUUAUAUCCACGUGAUUCUGGCUUCAGCAUUCUGCCAGAGAUGACGAAAGAAAACAGUUGCACUGGGAAGACUGUCACAACGGCUGCAAGGAACCUGACGUGGGACCAUGCCAGGCCGGGUGUCGCUGACCUGCGCCGGUAACCCCGUCACAGACACCCGCCUACCCACCUACCCGCCUACCCGCCAGCAGCCUCGGGAGGAACCAAGACACCGGAACACGACGAAGUGAAGCUUUGCAGAGCACACACGAAGAAAAUUCAGGUGGGCGCCGUUAUGUUUGGGAACGCCACGCCGCCAGACAGUGUCGCACGUCCCCUCACAGGUGAAAAGGCUACGCUAGCCUUGGUGACCGUCGUCCUGUCCCUCACCGCCGUGGUCAGCAACAGCCUGCUGGUGUACGUGGUGGUGCGGACGACAACCCUCCACACCUCCACCAACGUCUUCAUCGCCUCGCUGUCGGUAGCAGAGUUCCUGACGGGGUUGCUUGUCGUCCCCUUCGUGGGUGCUGCAGCAGCAACAGCGGCAGCCUCAAGCCCCUCGGCCUCUUCCUCCGGCUGGCCCUUCUCCUCCGGCGCCUGCUGCUUCUUGGCGGCGAUGGGGGUGCUGGGCAGGUGCGCGGCCAGUCUCAGUCUCCUCGUAGUCUCGGCCGACCGCUGCGUCGCCAUCAGCCGCCCGCUCCGCUACGCGUCCAUCGUCACCCAGCGGUCCACGGUGGUCGUGCUGGUGGUAGUCUGGUUGCAGAGUUUGCUGAUGGCUCUCCUACCACUGACUCGCUGGGGAAGAUACGCGUACGCCGAAGGCUUUGGGAUGUGUCUCAUGAGGAGUUCCUCGGGUAGCGACGAAGAAUCCUCCACGGAGGGUGCCACAGGAGCAGGCUCGGAGGUGCUGGUGAAGGAGACGCUUUGUACUUUCGCGCCGGCGGCGGCGGUGCUGGUCCUGAUGGCGGUCACCGUCCACCAGAUCCGAGGUCACCGCCGGGUGUUCGCCAUCGUGCCUAUUCCCGUGGCCGCCACCUCUCUGCCCGCCGGCACCUCCAGCAUGGUCACCGCGGCCUCAAGUACGUUCAAAGCCAUGAGAUCGCUGCUCCUCGUGAUCUUGGCCUUCUUCGUCCUGGGUCUACCCUUCGCCGUGGCAUGUGUGCUGUGCCAGACGGGACGGAAAUGCUCGCUGCCGGCACCUCUGCUGCGGUCGCUGCUGUGGCUCUCCUUCCUAGGCGGCAUCGUCAACCCUAUCCUCAUCAUGGCGCUCAACCGCAAGUUCCGUGCCGCCCUGCGCGCGCUUUUCUUCUGCGGAGGUUGUCGCAUUCUCAGAGCCAUCAAAGGACUCGAAAAGGACCCCUUCGCCCUUUCCACCGGUCUUCACACCGUCAUGGAGACCACUCUAGUGGUCAACAUGAUUCACGGGGUUUGCAGGCGCGAUGCCAACAUCUGGCGGCAGGUGGUCAUGAACCCGAGCGCCAGACCAGAGUUGCUUGUGCCUCCCGCGCCUCGACGUGUCGGCAUCUUGACGUUACGGAAAACGCGGUCAUCCCCUGAAUGUGUCAACUUUGGUGCUGUCCACAUGUGACAGGGGAUGACAAAAGCCAUCACAGAAAAGCCAGACAAUGACAGCACUACGUCUUCGUAAACCACGCGUUACAUCGUUCUGCGCAACAAAAAUAUGUGAUUCAACCAUAACAAAGCAACAUUCCUUGUACUGACAAGACAAGCUCUGGGGUGGAACCCAGAAGGUUGGGAGACCCAGACAGACAUGGAAGAGAUCGGUCCACAGUGAGGCGGAGGCAGCUGGCAUGACAUGAUCCAAACUGGAAAGAGACCCUCAGAACCGGGUCCGAUGGUGUGGUGUAGUUGCGGCUCUGUGCCCCAGUAGGGGGUGAAUAGGAACAAGAAGAAGAAGAUUCCUUGUAUACCUUCGCAUGGAAGAUUAGUUCCUUGCAAUAAUCUGUUUACACAUACUUUAUGACCUUUAACACAAGUUCAAUGCAUUUUUCAUCAUUCUGGGUACAGUUUCCCCGAAAUGUGUUACUUGACAUAAAGUCCUUAAGUAAACUUAUGCAAAAAAAGAUGUCAACAUUCUGAGAAAUGAAAACCAUUUCAGAUAAUCCUACCACGAUUUACAACCUUGAGCAAUGUUAAAGACAAGACGUAUGCUAUGCACGUAUUUAUGCACCUAUCUCUGUAAAACAUGUUUACAGCAAAGGGAAAGAAUGAAAACCAGUUUUCCUCUCACAGAUAAAACUACCAAACACACAUUCAAACACUGAAAUUAAAUGUCAGACGAGUCACUGAGCUGAAUUAGUUGUAGUUUGUUAGUCGUUUAUUUUACAUUCGCGACCUGAUGAGGGCAGAUUUCGAACAUCUUUAUUGAUAAGCCCUGCAGCCCAUUUCAAGGAGAGAAGUGAAUUUAAAAGUAUAUCGCUAGUGCAACUAAGUUAGAUAUAACAGACAAUUACAAUGAUUAUAAUAAUGAUGUUAAUAAUAAUGAGGAUGCCAUUAAAAUACGAAAUAAACAAUAAAUUAAUUAGUA